Pecten maximus is the source of this 4562-nucleotide messenger RNA. RefSeq names its product thyrotroph embryonic factor-like. Gene Ontology annotation, biological process: regulation of transcription by RNA polymerase II. Gene Ontology annotation, molecular function: DNA-binding transcription factor activity, RNA polymerase II-specific; RNA polymerase II cis-regulatory region sequence-specific DNA binding. The record is from RefSeq and is a predicted model, not a curated record. NCBI's taxonomy places the organism in Eukaryota, Metazoa, Mollusca, Bivalvia, Pectinida, Pectinidae. The coding region runs from base 16 to 1035 and encodes 339 amino acids. The transcript has 6 exons. Gene Ontology annotation, cellular component: nucleus.
GGAAUUUAACCGAAAAUGUCAGCGUACAACUGUUACAUGGCCUACAUUCCUCCGUAUUAUGGCCGGGACAACCACAGCUUCCAAAGACCUUACUCUGGUCCUCAACAAGACGCGAGAAACAAGAUGUCCUUCCUCGGCAUUGGUCAGCAGGGUAUUACCCUAAAAGAAUUAUUGGAGAAUCCAAAACUACAGACAGCACCAAGUCUGCAUGAUGGAAGCUACAAAGAUAAAAAUGGAAACGCUGCAUAUGAUCCAACCUCUGCAUUUCUUGGCCCAAACUUGUGGAACAACACCAACAUGCAGGAUGAAAAUUUCCAAUUGGAGUACAUGGACUUGGAUGAGUUUCUGUCAGAAAAUGGAAUCCCAAUUGACUUGAAUGAUAACUCAGUUGGUUCAGACUCGAACAAGUCACAGAAGUCACCGGCUCCUCCACUGAUAACCAGCUCGCCCUCCUCUCCCAUCAUUACUGCUAACCCCAUGCUCAGUGGAACAGAAACACAACCUGUCCACCCCAUCAAGACAUUAUUCAGUAAAGACAUUGAAUCCCCUAAAGAAGGGCCCAGUAGUCCAACCAUACGAUCCCUGCUGUCAGUUGAUAUCGAUUCUGUCACGACUACAGAUGAUGCACCACUCACUCCCAGUAGCAGUGGAUCAGUAAGUCCUCCACAUGUUGACGUGGACUUCGAGGUGGAUGAUGAAGAUAUAGUAUUAUCAUCUGUACCAGGACAUGAUUUUGACCCAAAGAGACGAAGGUUUACAGUAGAAGAACUGAAGCCACAGCCAAUAAUAAAAAAGUCACGUAAGAUUUUUGUUCCUAAUGACUGCAAAGAUGAUAAGUACUGGAAUCGCCGCAAGAAGAACAAUGUUGCUGCAAAGCGCUCAAGGGAUGCUCGGCGCAUCAAAGAAAAUCAGAUAGCAAUGAGGGCAUCCUUUCUGGAAAAAGAAAAUGACAUAUUGAAACAGGAACUUGAAAAGAUGAAGAAAGAAAAUACCAAACUGAAGAUAAGUCUUUGUAAAUAUGAGGGCACUCAGUAGCCUGUUUGUGAAGGGUUGGGUAGUAUUUGGGGGAUGUGUUUGUAACAUUAUAGAUAAGGCAUAAAAGACUAUUUCUCACUUAAAAUGUUAUCAAGUUUUAGUUGAAACUACCUCUUCUAGGACAAAAAAAAUCACCAGUCAGAAGUCCUAGAUCAUACAACAUAAAUCAAUCUUAAGUUUCAAAAUAUUCAUCAUUCAGGGGAGAGAGAGAGUGUGGCUCUAGUUACCUGGAGGAGGGGAGGGAGUGACUGUUUAACUGGUGGGCUGGUGUUGCAAUGUUAGGUAGUGAGGAUUUAUUAGAUGAGAUGAGAGAGGUGCUCUUAGUUAAGAAGUUGGAUGGAGUGUGAUUGUAUUAAUGCAGACAUGGUUUGAGGGGAGGGGGUCCUAGAUCGAAAUGGUAAAGUUGAAGUGUGGACUUUUAGAUUGAAUAUUUCUGCAUGUCAGAAGUCAUUUGUAUAUAUUCUUCUUUAGUUUGUGUUAUCAAUGGUAUUUUGUUGUGUACAGUUUCUUAAUUAAAUGCAUUUGAAAACUUCAUUAUUCAGUGUUUUGUAUAUACUCAUAAUUGUUUAUAAAAAAGAGCUAAGUAAUAGUCAUAAUUAGGUAUUAGUCGAGAUUUAAUGAUAUCUCAUUGUAUUCCCCAUUUUGAACAGGAUCCUCUUUAGGUGCAUUAAAUACUGCUAUUAACAAUUUUUUAUACAAAUAACUAAUACAUAGCCUGAAUACAAAUUAGUAUAGAAAUGUCCUUUGAUUGGCAUUACUGAAUUAAUUAGGUAAUUUUAUUUUCUGUUCAGUUUGUUUUUCGCAACUUUGGUCAGAACUAGUUAAUUAUUAGCCAAUCCAAUUAAGUACAGAACUAGUUAUUAGCCAAUCUAAAUUAAAUACAGAACAGCUAGUUAUUAGCCAAUCUAAAUUAAGUACAGAACUAGUUAUUAGCCAAUUAAAUUUAGUACAGAACUAGUUAUUAUAUAAUUAGCCAAUCUAAAUUAAGAAAUGCACAUUACAUAAAGUUUAUUAGUAGUUAUACCGUGCCAACCUUUAAGAGAUUCUCUGAGAUGACACUGUAAAUACCAUACUGGUACAUAUAACUUCAUCUAAGAACAUUUUUUAACUAUUUGUCCAAACAUUUAUUAGCUUCUAAAUAGAGCAGAGGUAAUUAAUCAGCUUUUGCUUGCAGACGACUAGAUACAUAGGGCAAAAUGACAUAGACAUGGAAAUUAUUGAUAUAUUCUUUCCUGUUGAUUUUUUUUUAAUUCUUUUUCCUUUUCACUUCUUUCAUUCCCUAUUCAUUGAAUAUAUAACUAUUAAUCCCAUACCAGUUGAUGACUUUAUUGUUAUUUUAAUUUUUGUGUUGUCUUCAGAAUUUUCAAAAAUAUUUUUUUAACAGUAAUGUACAUCUAACUUAAGUGUCCUUCAUCAGUGUUUUCAGCCUUGUACCGACAAUUAUACUGCCCCAGAUGUAGAGUAUUCACAAUUAAAGUGUCCCUGAUGUAGAUCACCCCACUCAAAUGUUGACCUACCUCAAAAUCUUGCACAGUUGUACUAUUCUUCCACAUCAACUAUAUUCUUGAUAAAUUUCAUUAUACCACAUCAGUAAGACAUUGUUAAUUUUUUUCAUUGGUUAUUCUUCUGAAAGUGAUGUCAUGGCAGUUUAACUGUUUUCAUUGGUUAAUUGAAUAUUGAUCAUGAACAACAUUAACAUUAUGAUAGUUUUCAUUGGUUCAUUUAAUGUAAGUGAUGUCAUGGCAGUUUUCAUUGGUUAAUUGAAUAUUAAACAACAGUAAUGUUAUGAUAGUUUUCAUUGGAUAAUAAAUGUAAGUGAUGCCAUGACAGUGUUCAUACUUUGGGAUUUGAAACUGUCUAUUGAAAAAUAAUUAGCACACUCAUUAGAUUUAUUUUUCCAACACUUUAAUUUUUUACUCUUUCUUUAAAAUACACACAUGUAUAUAACUGUAUUUAUGGUGUUUUUUUUUGUUAAUCAAAUUACAAUUGUCACAAGAUAUUUUUUCUAAUGUUAGAACAAACAGCUUUUCAUUAGCUGUGAUAUGAUUUGUUUUGCCUGUCACAUUAACUUUGACCAUAGUUCACAGGACACUUAAAUCAUAUGUAUCAUUCCUUGGUAGGCGACAAGAAUCAAUAUGUUUUUUUGAGAAGUAAAUUUUAUUAAUAUGUGCAGCUAAGUUUUAUAUUAUUCCUAAUAAUUAGGAAUUCAAGAAGAGACCUUAUGUACUGGGAAGUAAUAGAGCUCUAAUUAGCUCGAGGGAAAGACAACAUUGAGACCUUAUGUACUGGGAAGUAAUCAAGCUCUAAUUAGCUCGAGGGAAAGACAACAUCCACAUGUCAUCAAGAUCCGAAAUCAUUUAACAAUUGUGACAUAAUUUGUCUAGCCCAUGGGUGAAUUUCUACAUAUACAGUCAGACUUUGUUAUCUCAAAAGCCUGAUCAUGAUCACUCGAAGAUGCUGCCUAACUAAAGGUUCAGAAUUAAGGUCUGACAGUGAAAACUUUGUAUUAAAUAUUGUCAGUUACCUUGAAUAUUCACAACAUCUCGAAGUAUUUUCAUGAGCCUUGAGACUUUUUGAUAACAUGGUUGGACUGUAUAUCAACUUCAUUGAUCAGUUGUUUAUAUAUAUGAUGUUAAUCAUUGCUCAUGAACGUUCAAUUUUUGUUUUAUUGAUUUAAUAGCAUGUAUAUUGUAUAUUUGAAUUUUUACAAGUAUAUGAAAUUGUUAAUAUGUUGUUUUGUUUAUGGUGAAUAACAUGUAAAUAUCACUACGUUAGCACACUCAGGAAGACUUAAUAUAUUGUAUAUUACAAUAUUACUACAAGUGGUUCUUAUACAGCAGUGCUGUUGUACCAAAGAGUAGUGUUCUGGUUUCAUAAUGAAUGACUUUUAUACAUUAAAAUAUUUAAUGAUUACAGGAUAUUUAUGGAAAAAAUCUUUACACAUGAAAAAGUCACGGUCAUGUUCGACUUAUUUUAUAAAAUAAUGAUUAGGAAAAAUAAUUUUGAGUUGUCAAGACAUUUUUCUAUUGUUGAUUUGUUAUGGCAAUACACCCUACGAUUGUACAUAUUUAAAGAUGUCUCCUCCAAAACGAUGGCCUGGUUACAAACACCAUGGCUAUGUACAGGGGACCUGGUUACCAUGGCUAUGUACAGGGGAACCUGGUUACCAUGGCUAUGUACAGGGGAACCUGGUUACCAUGGCUAUGUACAGGGGAACCUGGUUACCAUGGCUAUGUACAGGGGAACCUGGUUACCAUGGCUAUGUACGGUUACCAUGGCUAUGUACAGGGGGACCUGGUUACCAUGGCUAUGUACGGUUACCAUGGCUAUGUACAGGGGAACAGAAGUCACUGGCUGCCUUCAGACAACAUCGAAUGAUUCUAAAUUAAGUAUCAACACAUUGUAUACAGUUUGGAUGUACAUUGUAAGAUCUGUAGUGUCUGUAAUCUACAUAUGUAACAGUCAUGGUAGGAACAGUGGUUAUCAGUUUGAUAUUGUUCAUCGAAAUAAAAAUGAUAAACAUCAAA